Solanum dulcamara is the source of this 2938-nucleotide messenger RNA. Its product is annotated as ubiquitin-like domain-containing protein CIP73. Gene Ontology annotation, molecular function: misfolded protein binding; polyubiquitin modification-dependent protein binding. Gene Ontology annotation, cellular component: BAT3 complex. The coding region runs from base 132 to 2699 and encodes 855 amino acids. The record is from RefSeq and is a predicted model, not a curated record. The transcript has 18 exons. NCBI's taxonomy places the organism in Eukaryota, Viridiplantae, Streptophyta, Magnoliopsida, Solanales, Solanaceae.
AGGGUUUCUUCCAAGUGUGCUUCACAAUUGGCGGUGCUUCACAAUUGGCGGUGCUAUUGGUGGUGCUUCCGUUAAUAUUAGCAUUUUAACACAUAGUUUUCUGUUCAGGUAGUAGUUGUUUCUGAAGUCUCAUGGCUGAUCAGCAAGCAGUUGAAGGGUCAAGCACAAGUAAUGAUUCUGGUGGAAGUUCUGAAUCAACCGUGAUGCUCAACAUCAAGACCUUAGAUUCCCAGACGUAUACCUUUAAUGUGGAUAAGAAUUUGCAAGUUUCAGCCUUGAAGGACAAACUAGCAAGUCAGAUUGGUGUACCUGUUGAGCAGCAAAGACUAAUUUUUAGGGGCAAGGUCUUGAAGGAUAAUCACCUUCUUUCUGAAUAUCAUGUGGAAAAUGGGGACACACUACAUUUAGUACUGAGGCAGUCUCAAUCACAAGCUCCAUCAGGUAGCAGCACUGGAGAAGCUACUAUUAACAAUGUUAACAGAGGACAAGAGCCUCAGCCCACUGCUGGAGGCUCACGGAAUCGUGUCGGGCAGAUUUCACACAGUGUUGUCCUUGGAACUUUUAAUGUUGGAGAUCAGGGGGAAGGACUUGUUGUGCCUGAUCUUAAUCGGGUUAUUGGGGCAGUUUUAAACACUGUAGGGAUUGGGAACAUGACUGGUGGCCAGCUUCCUGGUGUGCAGGUCAGUGUUCCAGUUCCUCAAUCUCAAGCAAAUGAGAGUCUAAGUCAGUCAGGAAGUCAGCAAUCUGGGCAGGCAUUUUCUGGUCAAUCUUUACCGCAAGUAGUACAAAUCCCAUUGGGGGCAGCAAUAGCUGUCCCCUCGAUUAAUUUGCCCCUUUUUGAUUCCUUGAUCACGCUUUCUGAAUUCAUGGAUCGGCUGGAGCUUGUAUUCUCACAGAACGGUUACCCACCGAACCAGUCACCCAAUAAUGCGGGAGAUCCACCUGCAGUACAGUUGCCUACACAUAAUCGUGGCUUAUCGAGUCCAGAGGCGUUGAGCCUUGCGCUGCGUCAGGCAGAGCGCCUCUUUGGGGGUCAAGUCAUUGCGGCAUUAUCUCACUUUGCAGGACGGUUGGAACGAGAAGGGGUCUCCAGUGAUCCUGCAUUAAGGGGACAGGUGCAGACAGAGUCGGUGCUAAUUGGUCAAGCUAUGCAACAUUUAGGUGCCCUUCUAUUAGAGCUUGGAAGGACGAUAUUGACUCUCAGAAUGGGACAAUCACCUGCUGAAUCUUCAGUAAAUUCUGGUCCUGCUGUUUACAUAUCUUCCACAGGGCCAAACCCCAUAAUGGUUCAGCCUUUCCCCCUUCAAACCAGUUCACUCUUCGGUAACUCAGCUGCUGUUCCACCUAACCCUGGUACCUUUGGCGCUCUUGGGAUUGGUAAUGCCCCAAGGCAUGUUAAUAUUCAUAUACAUGCAGCGCCUAUUAUUUCUGCAGUUGGUACUAGGGCGACUAAUGGAGAUGGAGCACAUGGUGAGCGUGGUAAUGGAACUGAUUCUGGCCAAUCAAGGGUUUUGCCUGUUGGAAAUAUAAUGGCUACAGCUGUGCCACCACAGCCUGCUGUUAUCUCAGUCUCUAGUAUGCCACAGCCUGGCCAAUCAGACAGCCCAAGUGGCCAAGAGCGCUCUACUGUGUCUGGUGCUGAGAAUGAUACUGUUACCACUCAACUAGAUGAGACAUCUGCAAGUGGGAUGACUAUGCCUGAGCCUCUACUGGCGCACAGUGUUCCCGGAAAAGAGGAUAAAAUGAGUCAAGGUCAAUCAAGCAAAAUGUCUCAUACUAAGCCAGAAGCUUCAGCCAGUGCAGGAGGAGCUCAAAGGUCUGGUCAGGAGUUAUGUAGUCCUGAUGAAUCGUCAUCUGUGCCCCUUGGAUUAGGGCUCGGGGGUUUGCAGCCGAAGAGACGAACUAAGCAAUCUGUUGCUCAUGGAAUUAAUGCUGAUGGUUCAACUAGCAACAAUCCAAAUGAACUACCUAAAGGAGAUGAGCAUCAAUUUUUGCAGUCUCUUGCAGCCAGGGGAAAUGAGACUGCUAUGCCCUCAGGGACACACUCAGAUAGGAGAGUUAUGGGGACUAUUGGCACAGGAAACCGAAAUGUUGAUGGCCAAUCAGAGACAGCGGAUGCAAUGUCUGGUAUCCUUCAGAGUCCUGCUUUAAAUGGUUUGUUGAGUGGGGUUUCACAACAAACUGGGGCUGGCUCUCCGGAUCUCUUGAGGAAUAUGAUGCAGCAACUCACUCAAAGUCCAGCGAUGAUGAACACUGUUAGUCAGAUUGCCCAGCAAAUUGACACCCAGGAUCUUGGAAGCAUGUUUUCCGGGCAAGGUGGUGGUAUGGACUUGUCUAGGAUGUUUCAGCAAAUGAUGCCAAUUGUCUCUCAAGCUCUUGGUGGCAUUUCAGCUGUACCUCAACAAAUUCCUAAUAAUGCACAGAGGCCUGGUGAGAAUGCCGCGGUAAGAGGGGCAACACCAACCGGUGAAAAUGUUCAGAUUGAUCUUCAUGAGGUUGCUCAGGGAAUCGAGAACAAUAGUCCACCUGUAGAGAUUCUUCGUUCUUUGAUCCAAAGUACAGAAUCUUUGCAUCACAAUGGAAGUACUGAUCAAAGUCUAGCUGAUGAACUGUCCAGUGAAGAGGACCUAACCAACGAGUUCAUGCAGAUGCUGCGUAAUGAUGUUUCUAAGCGAUUCCAGGAUAAACAGGGGCAAUAGGGAAUAUACUCUUUCUUUUUUCCUUCUCAUUUUCUGAUUUGUUUCUAAAGAAUGUCAAGUUGCCGAACAUUAUGAGUUCUCAAGUAGGCAAACUGCUGAUUACGCCCUCUCCUCUUUUUUGGAUGUCAUGGAGGGGGAAAACACAUUAUACUAUUCCCGUGUGUAUACCUAUGGGAUAGUUCAUCCAGCGGAUGGGAACUGUAUUUUCUCAGUUUAGCAAUGGUAUUUUAUUCCAUGAA